Aspergillus eucalypticola CBS 122712 is the source of this 1932-nucleotide messenger RNA. RefSeq names its product DExD/H-box ATP-dependent RNA helicase DHH1 (gene dhh1). The coding region runs from base 253 to 1770 and encodes 505 amino acids. Gene Ontology annotation, biological process: P-body assembly; cytoplasmic stress granule assembly. The transcript has 5 exons. NCBI's taxonomy places the organism in Eukaryota, Fungi, Ascomycota, Eurotiomycetes, Eurotiales, Aspergillaceae. Gene Ontology annotation, cellular component: P-body; cytoplasmic stress granule. Gene Ontology annotation, molecular function: RNA helicase activity; mRNA binding; ATP binding. The record is from RefSeq and is a predicted model, not a curated record.
GCCUCAUUAUAUUGGGAACGGAAGCACAACCUUUGCAUCCGGCCAACUUAUUCACCUCACCACCUUGUGUUGUCCACCCGACUUCCGGUCUUCUCGAAGAUAGGAUUCCCCAACAUUAAACUUGGAUCGAGCUAGUAAUCACCACUGUCUGUCCCAUCGCAUUUGAGUGUUCCGCAACAUAUCGUUUGGAGGAAGAACAAGCAACCUACCCCACCUGAUCUCCAAUAUUACCUCUUUCUACACCUGAUCACCAUGACCGACGCCUUAGCCUCUCAGCUGAAUAACACUACUUUGGGGGAUGCGAGCUCAGACGCGAAGUGGAAGGAGCAAUUGAAUGUCCCUGCCAAAGAUGCGAGACCACAAACUGAGGAUGUGACUGCUACGAAAGGCUUGGAGUUCGAAGACUUCUACAUCAAACGCGAACUGAUGAUGGGUAUAUUCGAAGCUGGUUUCGAAAAGCCUUCUCCAAUCCAGGAAGAGACGAUACCAGUCGCUCUUACAGGCAGGGAUAUCUUGGCGCGAGCCAAGAAUGGCACCGGAAAAACAGCAGCUUUCGUUAUUCCUACCUUGGAGCGCAUCAAUCCUAAAAGCACCAAGACACAAGCCCUUAUCCUUGUUCCUACAAGAGAGCUGGCGCUCCAAACGUCACAUGUCUGCAAAACUUUGGGAAAGCACCUCGGUAUCAAUGUUAUGGUCACCACAGGAGGUACCGGCUUGAUGGAUGACAUUAUUCGGCUGAACGACGCAGUCCAUAUCCUCGUCGGGACCCCAGGGAGAGUCCUGGACCUGGCCAGCAAAGGGGUUGCUGACCUCUCCGAGUGUCCUACAUUUGUUAUGGACGAGGCUGAUAAGUUGCUGUCACCUGAAUUUACUCCAGUCAUCGAGCAACUACUAUCAUUCCAUCCUAAAGACCGCCAAGUAAUGCUUUUCAGCGCCACCUUCCCGCUUAUUGUGAAGUCAUUUAAGGACAAACACAUGCGCAAUCCGUACGAGAUCAAUCUCAUGGACGAGCUCACUCUCCGUGGAAUCACGCAGUAUUAUGCCUUUGUUGAGGAAAAGCAGAAAGUCCACUGCUUGAACACACUUUUCUCCAAGUUACAAAUCAAUCAAUCCAUUAUCUUCUGCAAUUCUACCAACCGUGUCGAGUUGCUCGCUAAGAAGAUAACGGAACUGGGUUAUUCUUGCUUCUACUCCCAUGCCAGAAUGCUUCAGCAGCAUCGCAAUCGGGUGUUCCACGACUUCAGGAAUGGUGUUUGCCGGAACCUUGUUUGCUCGGAUCUGCUAACUCGAGGUAUUGACAUUCAAGCCGUCAAUGUUGUCAUAAAUUUUGAUUUUCCGAAGAACGCCGAGACUUAUCUGCACCGAAUUGGUCGAUCUGGCCGCUUUGGGCAUCUUGGUCUUGCUAUCAACCUUAUCAAUUGGGAAGACCGGUUCAAUCUAUAUAAGAUUGAACAGGAACUUGGAACUGAGAUCCAGCCUAUUCCACAAAACAUCGACAAGAAGCUUUAUGUCUAUGACUCACCGGACACAAUUCCACGCCCUAUUGCCAAUCCAUCCCAGCCCCAGAUUACUGCCCAAGCUGCGAAUGCAAACAUUGGUGAGCGUCGUCACAACCACCAUAUGAAUGGUGGGCAGUACCAAUAUGGUAGGGGCCGGGGCUCUUAUCGCGGAGGUCGUGGACAAGGCCAGCGUCGCAACAUGCAGAACGAAACCAAGUUUGGCACUCAAGGACAGUCGAGCGGCAAGUCCCACCCAACGCAAGUGUCAUAGACAUAGGAUCAUGUGCUUCUCUGUCUCUUAUCUUUCCACUUUUUACUCAUAUCUUGCAUGUUUCCUUGCCAUUCUAUCAUAUUUCAAGUUCAUUGUUCUGUUAGCUUUCUUUUCUCUCCCCCCCCCCCCCAACCCCCUCUUGUUCUUUUCUCUUCAACCUCU